AUGAUCUGCAACACAAUCUAUGUCCUCUUCUUCUUCUUCCUUUUCCUCCUCUUCUUCUUCUUCUUCUUCUUCUUCCUCUUCUUCUUCCUUUUCUUUUUCUUCCUCUUCUUCUUCUUCUUCUUCCUUUUUCUUCUUCCUCUUCUUCUUCUUCUUCCUUUUUAUUCUUCCUCUUCUUCUUUUUCUUCCUUUUUAUUCUUCCUCUUCUUCUUUCUUUUUCUUCUUCCUUUUCUUCUUCCUCCUUUUCUUCUUUUUCUUCUUCUUCUUCCUUUUCUUCUUCUUCUUCUAUUCUCCUCAUAUCUAUCUGUCUCCUCACAUCUAUCUCAGGCUCCUCACAUCUAUCUAUCUCAGGCUCCUCACAUCUAUCUAUCUAUCUAUCUAUCUAUCUAUCUAUCUAUCUAUCUAUGUUUCCUCACAUCUAUCUAUCUGUAUCCUAACAAAUAUCUAUCUCAGUCUCCUCACAUCUAUCUCAGUCAUCACAUCUAUCUAUCUAUCUCAGUCUCCUCACAACUAUUUAUCUGUCUCCACACAACUAUCUGUCUCCACACAACUAUCUGUGAGUCUCCUCACAUCUAUCUAUGUUGA
Molecule: messenger RNA, 582 nt
Organism: Acanthosepion pharaonis
Lineage: Eukaryota; Metazoa; Mollusca; Cephalopoda; Sepiida; Sepiidae
Source: the annotation of a GenBank genome assembly